AUGGCCGAAAUUGCCUUACCCCGACACCGGGCUACACAGUCGCAGUCUGGUAUCGGCUCACCGCUCUACCAGCGUCGACAACACUCCAAUGCCGGCCCCAUUGAGCUCAUCCCCAACCCGGAAUUCUCCUUCCCCAUGCGAGGGCCAGAUACUGCCUCCUCAGAACCCACACCGAUUACCUCGCGGCCAAUGUCGCUGCAAGCCUAUCCAACUGGCCGUCGAGGCUCCAUGCCGCACCACAGACAGAAAUCAAUCAACGCUUUGCCAGACUUCUCCUUCAAUCCUGCAGGACCAGCCAAGCCAGCCGCCGAAUCAUCACCACCGCAGUCGCCAGCAACGCUACCUGUACCGGUAUCUCCCUCAAAGCCGACACAUGGCCACAGGAGGGGUGGAAGCGAAUUCAUUGGCGGUGAUGUGCGACCAGGCGGUACCGCGUUGAUGAGCAGCAGUCCGACAAAGGGAGAGGAUGCUCUUCCCGUACCAAGCUCGACACUACGUCCUGGUCCUCCAGCAGGCCGUCGCGGACACGCUCACCGUCGCUCGGGUGCCAUCUCCUCUCACGACCUGACCUCUAUUAUGAAUCCACCUGCUCCACCACGGACUGGCAGCGCGCCCAACACACCCUCUGAAGGCAACCAAUUCGCAUUCGGCCACAAGUUCAACAGAUCUGUCUCGCAACCAUCACUACGCGAAAACAGCGCAGAGGACGAUUCGAAUGCGCGACCACCGUCAAGGGCUCGGGUUACGUUCUCCGAUAGAAUCGAGACCAUCCGUCCUCUCUCAACCAUCUCUUCCGAGACCGAAAUCUCUACCCUCAGAGGGCACUCAGCCGCAAACAGCCUUUCCUCCAUUGUUAGUAGUACCAGCCCGGCGCCUGUUCGACCAGGACGCCCAACACCACUAAACACGAUUGGAGACGAGGACCGACCAAGCACAGCCGGAAAAGUGUUGGACCAGUUCAUGGGCAGCCGUCUGAAUGGCGAGGUCCAGGAACGUAAGCGACCCAUGUCCGCUAUUUCGCCCAUAUCGCCAACUGCGCCCAUUCCGAAAGUCCAGGCUAAGCGAAGGAGUCUCUUCCAAAAGGAUCCUCGCCGCAGCGAUAACUCGGUCCCCACCCUUCCUACCAGCGCUUCUGAUCCAGCGCUCUCUAAAUCUUUCGACACACCACUCGUAUCACCCACCAAAGACGACCAGCCAGUAGAAGCCUCUGAGAAGCCGAAAGCAGCUUCGCGCAAAAGCGGUCGCAAACCCAGGAAGGUCAAGACUUGGGCAAACUCGAUCAUCACCAGGAAGGGUAAGCACAGCAAGAAGGGGAAGGCAAGGUCCCCCACACCACCACCAAAUGCUGUUAUGGAUUCCGAAGACUCCGAUGAGUCCGAGGAGAUGGACUUUGAGCCCAACUUUGACGAUGACACCACCGUCACUAUCGUCUCCCCGAGCGAGAAUGCUGUUCCCUUGCCAAAGAUCGACACCAACUAUGCCUCUUGGCAGCCACGUGAGCUGAAGCGUGUCGAUUCUGAUAUUAUGAGCCCAGUUAUCGACCUUGAUGCAGCACUCGGACCUUUCAACACCCCUAACGGCACCAGCCCUCGGAACCACCAGCGGGGCUUUUCGGCACAUAGACGAGCCAUGCACAGUGCUGGUGGUGUCGCACCCUCACAUCGGAGGACCGAGAGUGCGCCCGAAUUGGUGCCGUUUGAGCACCGACCGUCAGCAAUUGCCAACGCUUCUCCCAUGGCUGACGUGUUCGAAGAGGAGGAACCGGAAGACGACGGUCUAACUCUUGCUCUUCCAGCAAAGAGUGCGAAGGCGGAGCCUGCUGUUGCAGACGCUGAAGAGCCGAAGAUAUCAGUUGUUGAGACAGAUGCGAAGCAGGUAGGAACUGCUAUCAACUGGAACUUCAACGACGGCCUCGGCAUCAAGCGUACUGCGAAGCAAAACGAAGUUGAAUCAUCAGAGCCAUUGUCCCCUCGGGCAGUUCCACCUGUUGAGUCGACUAAGAACACACAUCAGCAAACACAAGCAUCAGAGCCUGUUGAGGUCGUCGAAGAUCACGAGGAGCCCCGAACAUCAUCGCUCACACAUUCUUCCGACUCCACCGUUACCGCUCAGCCCAUCGAAGAUUCGCCAAAGCAUCACCAGCCCGUCAUGAACUUGUCUCUUCCGCUGGGUGAGCAGAGUCUGAUGACACCCGACACCGUCACCUCUUCGUUUUCAUCGCCAGAUUGCCGAUCUAGUCAGAUCUCGUUCGAUACUGGCCGUGGAGGCACCGCGGCUUCCUCGAUGACGGAUUACCCUGUGAUGCCUUCUCCUCGUUUUGGCGAGCCUGGACCUGAAGUUCGCAUGUCUACGGAGGUUCCGUCUCUAACUUCGUCUAGGUCGACGAUGACUAGCGCAAUGCAGAAUGCUUUUCCGCUUCCUAGUCCUCGUCGGUUCGGUGACCGCACGUCAUCUUUGUCUUCUGAUCCCAGUGAGAUGGAGUCACGCCGUCGCAAGCGCUCCAGUAUUGCUAGCCUGUCAAGGCUGAUGGGGACCUCCUCGUCUUCCUUCAGCGAACGGAGCAAGCUUUCUAUCGAGCAGCGUCCACAAUCAGAACACCGCGAGCCCACUAAGGACAAGAAGAAGAAGAACAUUGGAAGCAGACUGAAGAAGUUCUUCCAGCACACCAGAGACUCUUCCCCGUCGAAGACCUGA
Molecule: messenger RNA, 2694 nt
Organism: Alternaria atra
Lineage: Eukaryota; Fungi; Ascomycota; Dothideomycetes; Pleosporales; Pleosporaceae
Exons: 1
Coding region: 1-2694 (897 amino acids)
Source: RefSeq, a predicted model, not a curated record